Molecule: messenger RNA, 568 nt
Organism: Aspergillus welwitschiae
Lineage: Eukaryota; Fungi; Ascomycota; Eurotiomycetes; Eurotiales; Aspergillaceae
Exons: 2
Coding region: 180-341 (53 amino acids)
Source: RefSeq, a predicted model, not a curated record
AAGAACCGCCCGGCAGAAACAUACCGCCUCUGGGGUUUUUAAUCUCGGUUCACAGCUUUUUUUCGGUUCAUGAUUUCUUCACUCAUGCAGUGCUCUUCGCACAACAGAAAGUGAAAAAUGGCUUCACUUUUCAUGUUUUGCUUGCUCAAUUCUUGAAAUUCUUCAAGGAACUAACUUCAAUGAAUCCAGGUGCAAUCUUUCAAACAACAAAUUUACGCGACCACACAAUACCUCACUUCGAUAUCCGUAAGGUAUGCGUGAUAAUUUUUUUCUAUGCGUCCACAAUUGUUUACAUGAUGAUCACAUUACAUUCCAUGCUAAGUAUGAAGGUUAACGCCUAAUGCUUCCGAAAUGUAACCUGCUUUUCAUCUUUCGGCUGAUUAUGUAUUCUAUCUUGCAAUACGUUCUAUAUUGAGUCUUGUUGACGGUAUAUACUGACUGUCUUCAUAAGAAUCAUCUAGUUGUAAUCUACGCCUGGAAUGCCUCCAGAGCCUUGUCGUUCCACCUAGUUAUACCUGUUAGCUUUUUUGCCUGAAAUGAAGAAAUUUCAAAUCACUCACGUGAAGAA